This is a messenger RNA of Helianthus annuus (common sunflower), 1269 nucleotides long. Its product is annotated as nuclear transcription factor Y subunit A-8. The transcript has 6 exons. NCBI's taxonomy places the organism in Eukaryota, Viridiplantae, Streptophyta, Magnoliopsida, Asterales, Asteraceae. Gene Ontology annotation, cellular component: CCAAT-binding factor complex. The coding region runs from base 246 to 953 and encodes 235 amino acids. Gene Ontology annotation, biological process: regulation of transcription by RNA polymerase II. Gene Ontology annotation, molecular function: RNA polymerase II cis-regulatory region sequence-specific DNA binding; DNA-binding transcription factor activity, RNA polymerase II-specific. The record is from RefSeq and is a predicted model, not a curated record.
AAUGAGGAGCAGGGUGAGUGAGUGUCUUUAUUAAAAGAUAAAAGUCUUUUGUAAGCAGAAGAAGGCAGCCAGCAGCAGAUGAUUUGAGGGUUUCAGGGGAGGAGACAUACCCAAUUUCACCCAACACCUCUCUUCUUCUCUCUCUUCCAAAGCCAAUUUGCACACUAGAUCAAACCCUCGAGCGAUUUCUAUGGCAUAUAGGAAGGAGUAAACAAAGAUAUCUUUCCCAAAAUUUUAGCUUAAAGAUGGUUUUUAUGCCUUAUGUCUCUGAGGAUGCUAAUGAGUUGACUCAACAAAUUCACCAUCAAGAUUCACCUACCUGCCAUUCGCACUAUCAAGAUGAUGGUGAUAUUUCUCCACAAGCAGUUCACUCCCAAAAUCAGUGCAUCUCAUCAGUCUCAGAUGAAAGCUACAAGCUUGAAAAAGCUCAGACGAAGAAGCCACUCUUAUUCAUGGGAAAUCCAACUUUUGGCCUCACUAAUCAUCAAGUCACCCCGAUGGUUCAACAUGCUUAUGCUGAUCAUUACUUGAAUGGUCUUUACGCUGCCUAUGGAUCACACCCUAUGAUUCCACCUCAAAUUGCUCCUGCACGAGUUCCCCUGCCCCUAGACCUAUCAGAAGAUGGUCCUAUUUACGUGAAUGCUAAACAGUAUCAUGGUAUUCUCAGAAGAAGACAAAUCCGUGCUAAGCUUGAAGCUCAAAACAAACUGGUGAAAAACCGAAAGCCUUACCUUCAUGAAUCUCGACAUAAGCAUGCUUUGAACAGGGUUAGAGGGUCUGGUGGGCGAUUUCUUCCAACUAAAAAAACACAGCAAUCAAAAGCGAAUCAUCAUUGCUUCUUGAAUUGCUCAGACUCCCAUUCAUCUGGAAGUGAGCAUAUGAUGAUGAAGCAUGGGUUCUCGUGGGGGAUAAGAGGAAACGAGGGGUUUGGAGAUCCUAAUCGUGGCCGGUGAGAAACACUUCUUCAUCGGCAGGCAACUCAUCCUUGGCUUUGUUACUGAUUAAGUUUCGACGUUGGUCGAGCUUAACUUUACCAUUUCUGUUGUGUUAUGUUUACCUAAAAAGUGUGCUGCUUUACUUUGACUUGCAUAAAUUUACCAUUUCUGUUUGGACCGUUGGGUUACUAGUAGCCAAUGGACCGGGAUGUAAACUAUGGAUUUGCUUUCUUAGCUGACUGGUGCUUGCUUAGCUCUAUUUAGAUUGGGGUAUGAGUGUGUUGUACUUUCAUAAUGCCUAAAUAGCAUCUAUGUAUUUAUAUCUCUUUUCCUA